GAACUGCGCGUGAGUGGCACCCGUCAGAGGAAGAAUCCGGCUUGGGUCGCCGCGAAGACGACUGCGCAGACGUAGCUGGAGCCCACGAGGGACAGCCAGUGGCGGUCUGGGUUUUCUGGACUCUGCUUUUCUGGUAAAGGAGCCCAGAGGACUAAUCAGCUCUUGCAGGUCUAAAACCAUGGCCCAUGGAUCACUGACAUUCAGUGAUGUGGCCAUAGGCUUCUCUCAGCAGGAAUGGGAAUGUCUUGACCUCAUUCAGAAGACUUUGUACCGGGAUGUGAUGAUGGAGAACUAUGGUAACUUGGUCUCACUGGGCCAUUCCAUUUCUAAGCCAAAUGUAAUUACCUUACUGGAGCAAGGAAAAGAACCCUGGAUGGUUAUGAGAGAAGAAACAAGAAGUUGGUGUACAGAUUUGGACUCAAGAUAUGAAAUAAUCAGCAAUGGAAAAACAUACAUUUAUAGAAAACGUUCAUCUCUUACUCUACAUCACAGAAUUGAUAAUGGAGAGAAACCAUAUGAAUGUAAGGAAUGUGGGAAGGCCUUUAGUCGUCAUACAGACCUAAGAGUACAUCAAAUAAUUCAUACUGGUGAGAAACCAUAUGAAUGUAGGGAAUGUGGCAAGGCCUUUAGUCGUCUUACAGACUUUAAAGUACAUAAGAGAAUUCAUACUGGUGAGAAACCCUAUGAAUGUGAAGAAUGUGGGAAGGCCUUUAGUCGUGCCUCAAACCUUGCUCAACAUGGAAGAGUUCAUACUGGUGAGAAAUACUAUGGAUGUAAGGAAUGUGGGAAGGCCUUUAGUGACGUUGGAACACUUAGAAUACAUCAGAGAAUUCAUACUGGUGAGAAACCCUAUGAAUGUAAGGAAUGUGGGAAGGCCUUUAGUCAAGCCUCAAACCUUAUACAACAUGACAGGAUUCAUACUGGUGAAAAACCCUAUGAAUGUAAAGAUUGUGGGAAGGCUUUUAGUCAUGCUUCACAUCUUGUUAGACAUGAGAGAAUUCAUACUGGUGAGAAACCCUAUGAAUGUAAGGAGUGUGGAAAGACUUUUAGGAGUAGCCAUCAACUUACUAUACACCACAGAUUUCAUACUGGUGAGAAACCCUAUGAAUGUAAGGCAUGUGGGAAGGCAUUUAGUGUGUAUGGACGCCUUACUCGACAUCAGAGUAUUCACAGUGGUGAGAAACCUUUUGAGUGUAACAAAUGCGGGAAGUCCUUUAGGCUCAGUUCAAGCCUUAAAGUACAUCAGAGUAUUCACACUGGUGAAAAACCCUUUGAAUGCCACAAAUGCGGGAAGUCCUUUAGACUUAAUUCAUCUCUUACUCUACAUCAGAGAAUUCAUACUGGUGAGAAACCUUAUGAAUGUAAGCAGUGUGGAAAGGCCUUUAAUCAUGCAUCCAACUUUCUGUGACAUCAGAGAAUUCAUACUGGUGGAAAACCCUGUAAAUGUGAGGAAUGUGGAAUGACUUUUAGUCAUAGGAUAGAACAGAGUUAUCAGAGAAUUCAUACUGGGGAGAAACCCUAUGAAUGUGAAGAAUGUGGGAAGGCCUUUAGUUGUGCCGUACAUCUUACUCAACAUGGCAGAGUUCAUACUGGUGAGAAACCCUAUGAAUGUAAGGAAUGUGGGAAGGCCUUUAGUCAAGCCUCUCAUGUUGUGCAACAUGGUAGAGUUCAAGGUGAAAAACCUUAUGAAUGCUGUGAAUGUGGGAUGAUCUUUAGUCGUGGUAUAGAUCUUAGAGUAUAUCAUAGAAUGCAUACUGGCAAGAAACCCUUGUAACAAACAAGGGUUUGUUACAAGGGUUUCAAAUGUAAGGAAUGUGGGAAGGCCUUUAGUCAUGCCUCAAAUCUUGUUCAACAUGAGAGAAUUCAUUCUGGGGAGAAGCCCUAUAAAUGUAAGGAAUGUGGGAUGACAUUUAGUUCUGGCUAUCAACUCAUUCCACAUCAGCAAAUACAUAUUGUCGUGAAACCCUAUGAAUGUAAUGAAUGUGGGAAGGCCUUUAGUCAUGCUUCAGCACUUAUUCAACAUGAGAGAAUUCAUACUGGUGAGAAACCCUAUAAGUGUAAAGAAUGUGGGAAGGCCUUUAUUCAUGGUGGAAGCCUAAGAAUGCAUCAGAGAAUUCAUGCUGGUGAGAAAACUUAUGAAUGUAAAAACUGUGGGAAGGCCUUUAGUCGCACCUCAAACCUUGACAGGCAUGAGAGAAUUCGUACUGGUGAGAAACCAUGUGAGUGUAAAGAAUGUUGGAAGGCCUUUAGUCAUGUUGAAAGCCUUAAAAUACAUCAUAGAAUUCACACUGGUGAGAAACCCUAUGAAUGUAAGGCAUGUGGGAAGGCCUUUAGUGUGUAUGGAUAACUUACUGGACAUCAGAGUAUUCACAGUGGUGAGAUACCUUCUGAAUGUAACAAAUGCAGUAAGUCUUUUAGGCUUAGUUCAGGCCUUAAAGUACAUCAAAAAAUUCAUACUGGAAAGAAAACUUAUGAAUUUAAGGACUGUAGAAAAGCAUAUAUAUGCAAACAUGGGAAAGCUUUUAGAUAUGGUUCAAUUCUUAUAAGGUAUUAAAUAAUUUAUACUGGUGAGAACCCCUCAGAAUGUAAAUAA
Balaenoptera ricei (Rice's whale) is the source of this 2593-nucleotide messenger RNA. RefSeq names its product zinc finger protein 850-like. Gene Ontology annotation, biological process: negative regulation of transcription by RNA polymerase II. The record is from RefSeq and is a predicted model, not a curated record. Lineage: Eukaryota; Metazoa; Chordata; Mammalia; Artiodactyla; Balaenopteridae. Gene Ontology annotation, molecular function: DNA-binding transcription repressor activity, RNA polymerase II-specific.